Molecule: messenger RNA, 2398 nt
Organism: Asterias rubens (European starfish)
Lineage: Eukaryota; Metazoa; Echinodermata; Asteroidea; Forcipulatida; Asteriidae
Product: large neutral amino acids transporter small subunit 4-like
Exons: 12
Coding region: 221-2209 (662 amino acids)
Biological process (GO): neutral amino acid transport; transmembrane transport
Molecular function (GO): L-amino acid transmembrane transporter activity; neutral L-amino acid transmembrane transporter activity
Source: RefSeq, a predicted model, not a curated record
GCGGCGUAACAGAACUUGCGAGUUGAAAUCAAAAAUUGGUUGAAAGGUGCAGGAAUUUUGCUUCGCUAGGACCCGUUCCGCUACCCUUUGAGCCCAGCUUUCUCGGCUGUAGCUUCUCUUGGGAUUAUCACCAUCUCUGCGUGCAGGUUUUGCACGGAACUGCGGGAGGGUGUUUUGAGUUGAAUAUUUCAACAAGAAAUCAUCAAAAAACAAAUCAACAAUGGCACCAACUUUGAAGACUGCCGAAACGCGCCGGAUCUGGCUCGUCGGCACAAUGGUGAUCGAGAACUUGUUUUUCUCGGCGGUGUUGCUCGGCUGGAGUUCGCUUCUUCCAGUCCUACUCGAGGAGGGAUUUUACAGCAAUGUCUGCCCCCAAUCAAUGCCCGGUGGUGGGAAUGGAACAGACUUCCCUUCAAACUCAUCCGAAAACUACGACGACGCAAUGUACGACAUGAACUAUACCCUCCCGGUUACAGAGUCGGGCUAUCCUCGCUGCGGCAAGCAGGACGAGAAACUGAAUUUGGCGUUCACCGUUGGUUCUUUCCUUCUAAGUGGACUGACAUUCCCGAUUGGGCUGGCCAUGGACAAGUUCGGCUCCAGACUACUCAGGAUACUUGGAUCGUUCAUGUUCAUUGUGUCUUGUUUGCUGUUUGGAUGGUCAACAGUGGAAACCUCAUGGCUGUUGUUCCCUGCCGUUGCGCUGAAUGGCGUAGGUGGCAUCAUGGUGACCUUCACGUCCUUUCAGGUCGCUAACUUGUUUCCAGCGAAGCGUUCCACCAUCAUCAGCUUCAGUAUAGGAUCGUAUGCAUCGGCUGCUAUUCUCUUCCUCAUAUUGAAGGUUUUGUAUGAUCUUGGGCUUUCAAGGCAGUACAUUUUCACAGGAGUUGCCAUAGCGACUCUCUUCGUUGUUGUCAACUGCAUCAUUAACGUCCCCAUGGAGCCCAUCCCGGAUCCUGAAGAUGCCAAAUUUGGAAUCCACUUCAACAUCUUGCGAGCUGACCACAAAGUGACUGGAAAGCAAUUUUACUCCAUUGUGUCUUCCGUUGGUCGCCGUCUGAGUGUCGACGAAGAAAAACCACCAGCGGAGAUUCUCCUAAGGAAAGGCAGCAAGAUUUACUCAUCACAACACAACCUUGAGCUUCAACUCAACCUAGAAGUCAUCAAGAAGAAGGCAAAGAAGUCCUCCAAGGAUCGUUCUCUCAUCGGCAACGUCUUCACUCCCCUCUAUCUCCUCUCUCUGGUCGUCAUGUGCAUCACUCAGCUGCGUCUCUUGUUUUUCAUCGGAUCGCUCACAUCUAUGUUGGAGGGUAUCACGGGCGGAGACACUGAUACAGUGAAUAGUUUCAUCUAUAUAUUCGGUAUUCUGCAACUGAUGUGUCUAGUCACAUCUCCCCUCAUCGGUUCUGUCAUGGACUACAAAAUCAAAGAGACACUAGAUAACCUUAAAGGCAAUAAGCGCAAGAACAGCGUCAACAAACGUGCUAUGUCCAUUUCCAGCAAGGCCGGCGACGACAACGUAUUCAGCGAGGAACCGAACGAUAUUGUUAAACCCAUCACCCGUAAAUUCAGCCUUCCCGAAAUGAAUAAGCCGAACAUGUUAGGAAACUUUAUUCGCAACAAGAGUUUUGAUCUCGGAAGAGACAGGCUGGGAUCGUGGAAAUCGCGUCUGUCGAGCACGGACAGCAACGGGUCGGACACCAUUGAUGGAGAGAAACCACCGAUGAGUUUGAAGAUACGCAAACUGCUCAAUGGGAGUUACGCCUUUGGGAUAACUAACACCUUGCUCAUGUUCUUUGGCGUUACCGUCCUCGUCCCAAGCCUAAAUGUACAGAUUAUUAGUUUUAUUUUGCACACAAUCAUCAGAGGUUUCAUCCAUUCAGCGUGCUGUGGUCUUUAUGCAAUCACGUACCCAGCAUCUCAAGUAGGCAGUUUAAUCGGUCUACAGUCCCUCAUCUCAGCCUGUUUCACCCUCUUGCAAUACCCCAUCUUUGUCGUCAUACAGGGACCUCUAGCUGGAGACCCAUUCUAUGUUAAUGUGAUUCUUCUCGUCAUGUCAGUUCUUAACUUUGGUAUGCCAGUCUACAUGAUCUACUUUGCAAAGAAACUAAGAAAGAGGCAGAAGAGAGAGGCAGUGGCUGGCGACAAGCAAACCCUCCUCACAUCCAGACCCUCCAAGAACAUCUUGGACCCCGUACCAGAAGACGUCUGAAGCGACAGUGAACUUGAUGAUGUGAUUACUAAGACAUAAACUGAAAAAACUAAAAACAGUGCAGGGUAGUGCGUUGUAUGUAGUAUUGUCGAUGGCUGAUGUGGAUCAUGCCUAGUGCGGUCGUUGGCUCCAAGAGGCGUCGGCGGUAUCAUGCUACAUCCCUGCCGAUAAGCUCGUCAAAGUUUCUAA